CCUGUUUCCUUACCUUAAAGCAAUUAAACAGAAGACAUUGUUGUGAUGUUGUUAAGGGAGGUCGGCCCCACUCCGGACCCUGACUCGGCAGCAUGGAGCUGGUCCAGGACACCUCCCGCCCGCCACUGAAGUAUGUGAAGGGGGUGCCUCUCAUCAAGUACUUUGCAGAGGCAAUUGGGCCACUGCAGAGCUUACAACCCAGGCCCGAUGACCUGCUCAUCAGCACCUACCCCAAAUCUGGCACCACCUGGGUGAGUGAGAUUCUGGACAUGAUCUACCAGGAUGGCGACUUGGAGAAGUGUCAGAGGGCUUCCAUCUUAACCCGGGUGCCCUUCCUUGAGUUCAAGUGUCCAGGGUGUCCCACAGGUGUGUGGUGGGGUGCUGGAGGCCAGUGAGGUGGAGGGAGGGAGGACC
This is a messenger RNA of Myotis brandtii (Brandt's bat), 414 nucleotides long. RefSeq names its product sulfotransferase 1A1. The record is from RefSeq and is a predicted model, not a curated record. Lineage: Eukaryota; Metazoa; Chordata; Mammalia; Chiroptera; Vespertilionidae. The transcript is spliced from 2 exons. Gene Ontology annotation, molecular function: sulfotransferase activity. Bases 93 to 395 code for a protein of 100 amino acids.